UUCAUACUGUAUGUCUCUCUCCCUCCAUCGCCAAGCUGCUGUUGUAGCCUCCUCCUUCCCUCCACUCAGCUCUGUGAAUGGAUGAUUGAUCUCUCCAUCCCUCCUUCCGUUUAUCCAUCGCUCCUCAGCAGGGAAAAGAAGCGAGAAACAGGGGGAAUCUCCAUCUCCAAGAUCUGUGAUUGACAAGACGAGACUGUCUUGGGGGAAUUCUAUCUCUCCUCUUCUUUCCUGUGAUGGCUGGAUGAGGAUUUAUCUUGGUCAUGUAACGCUUUUCAAGGCAGAAGAAGACGUGGAAGAAGAAGACGUGGGAGAAGAGGGGGAGGAGGAGGAGGAGGAGGAGAAGUAGAUGAGCGAUUUCUUGGGCUACAGUGUGAGGGAGGUUUUCAACAGAGGCAAAUGUGCCUCUCUAGUCUCUUGUCUCUGUGUUGAUUUAGGACAGAUGAGGAUGUGUUAGUUUGACCAUGGAGUUCAGCGCGUCGUCUGUGUUUGACCAGCAGAAAGAUUCUGCUGAAGAAGUGGAUCUUAACGUUGUUUACCAAGCAGCCGCCAAUGGGGACGUCAACACAUUAACAGCAACCAUACGGGAGGAUCCCUCCAUUUUGGAGUACUGUGAUGGUGAAGGCUCCACCCCUUUGAUGCAUGCGGUGUCGGGGAGGCAGGUGGACACGGUGAAACUGCUGCUGAAGAUGGGCACCUCCAUCAAUACCCAGGAUGCCUGUGGAAGGACCUCGCUCUCCCUAGCGACAUAUCUGGGGUGGCUUAAAGGCUGCGUGUGUUUACUGCGAAAUGGAGCCAAGCAGAACAUCCCCGAUAAAAAUGGUCGCCUGCCUCUUCACGCAGCGACCGCUGAGAUCGACCUCAAACUCAUGGCAGUCCUGCUGCAGCAAUCGACUGCGUGUGAAAUCAACCACCAAGACAACGAGGGCAUGACGGCUCUUCAUUGGGCAUCUUUCCACAACCGUCCUGAGCAUGUGCAGGCUCUCCUGCAGAAAGGGGCGGAUCCCACACUGGUGGACAAGGACUUCAAGACAGCCCUCCAUUGGGCAGUGCAGAGUGGCAGCAGAUUAAUGUGUUCUCUCAUCCUGGAUCACCACCUGGGCUCCUCGGUCAUCAACUAUGACGACGAAAAUGGCAAGACCUGCGUUCACAUCGCCGCUGCCGCCGGAUACAGCGACAUCCUCUAUGAGUUGGCGCGCUUUGCUGAGACCAACCUGCAGGCCCUGGAUGUAGACGAACGGACCCCUCUUCAUUGGGCGGCAGCAGCGGGGAAGGAGGACUGUGUCCAGGCCUUACUGCAGCUAGGGGUGGAGACAGGGCCCAGGGAUAUCAAUGAGAACACACCGCUUACAUAUGCAAUGUACUGUGGCCACACUGCCUGCAUCAAGCUCCUCUCAGCUGACAACAGAGCCGAAUCAGCCAGACAGCUGCCUUCCCAGGGCAGUGAUCCAUCCCAGCUGCCUUCCCAGGGAAGUGACCCAUCCCAUCUGCCUUCCCAGGGGAGUGACCCAUCCCAGCUGCCUUCCCAGGGGAGUGACCAAUUCCAGCUGCCUUCCCAGGGGAGUGACCAAUCCCAGCUGUCUUCCCAGGGGAGUGACCCGUCCCAGCUGUCUUCCCAGGGGAGUGACCUGUCCCAGCUGUCUUCCCAGGGGAGUGACCCGUCCCAGCUGCCUUCCCAGGGGAGUGACCCGUCCCAGAAGAAGGAGGGCAAGUUCCGCAUGCUCAAUCAGAUCUUCUCCUGCAAGAGGAAGGAGCACUAUGCCGCCCGCCAGAGAGAGCUGGGCCGCGACGGACACCUGAGGGAGGAGACCUCAGAGGUGGAUGACAUCAUCACCAUGUUUGACUGCCUGGCGGACUCCUCCUCGGCCAAGGAGCCUGAAAACGAACGCUCCAAAGUCAGGAAACGGCCUUUGGUCGAAGCGGCGCAGAAACUCAAUCCACUCGACAUCCGGACCGCGAAGGACUACAAGGGACUGCCUCCCAUACGGACACAAAGUCUUCCGCCCAUCAAUCUGGGAACGUCUUUGCUGGCCAUCUCCCAGAGUGCUGUGGAGCAGAGUCACACCACGAGGCCGAUGGUCAAUCACUUUGCCCACCGCUCUCAGAAAAGCAAGAGUGAGCAUGACUUGUUUGACAGCAGGCCGAAGGGACAAGCGUUGGUCAGUCAUUCCUGGAAGACCGAGUCCAAUCAGUCCAUUUUGGCCCACAAAUCCUGGAUUUCACCCCCAACAGAAAGGCUGUUGGACAAACUGUACCAUGAGACUUCCGGACCUAUGGAUGUCCUCUGCCCACACCAAGCCCCAUACAUACAGAAGAAUGAACAAGCUCCAAAUACACAGCUGCUACCUCUGGACAGGUUAAACAUGAGGGAAACUGCCCUAACACGGAACUGCUUGGCCCCCAUUCGUGACCACUGUACCCACCGGUUCUCUUUGCCACCAGACCAAGUCUCUAAAGGGGUGAAGAAGUGCAAGUCCCUGCCUCUCAACACCCUGGGUCGGGGACAAGGAGGUCUCCCGCCACCUGUGACCUCCAAGUCCCAGAGGCCAGGGAUCCCCCAAAGCCCGUCCUUGUGCUCCUUCCUGCCCAUGCUGAAUGGAGACCCUCUGAGGAGCGUCCAGGUGCUCCCCGCCAUCCCAUCCCAGAGGAAACACAGCCCCACUGUGGGCCAACCCAAAAUGGACACCCUCAGUAAACUGGACGACAGAACCUGAUGCAACCGCAUGGCUCAUUGGAGGCUUGGGGAGAUAUGUGGUGGAGUGGACCUGAUUGGAAUUGGGACUUGGCUGGGUUAGCUAGCAGCAGGCCAUUUUCUGUGGAAUUUGUCCCUAAGUGUAAAAAAAUAUAUAUAAAAAUUGGCCCUGAGUGUACAAACUGACUAAACUCAUCAAAAGGAACUCUACUGUAUGCCACAGUAAAUUGCUCAAGACUUUGCAAACAUUUGUUAAUAAACAGCAUCCUAUUUUUACACGUUUAUACUGUACUUUGUGGUGGAAACUCCACAAUUCAAGGCAUGCACUGUGUACUGUUUGAUUUUCUUGCACUUUGAAAUUGAGGCUUUACGUUUAGUUUGUCAUGUGACUGUUUCGCUAAAUGAAUAAAACAUAUGACAUUUGUA
Messenger RNA from Coregonus clupeaformis (lake whitefish), 3115 nucleotides. RefSeq names its product ankyrin repeat domain 55 (gene ankrd55). The coding region runs from base 462 to 2711 and encodes 749 amino acids. NCBI's taxonomy places the organism in Eukaryota, Metazoa, Chordata, Actinopteri, Salmoniformes, Salmonidae. The transcript has 11 exons. The record is from RefSeq and is a predicted model, not a curated record. Gene Ontology annotation, molecular function: protein binding.